Xylona heveae TC161 is the source of this 1099-nucleotide messenger RNA. RefSeq lists its product as hypothetical. Bases 129 to 617 code for a protein of 162 amino acids. The record is from RefSeq and is a predicted model, not a curated record. The transcript has a single exon. NCBI's taxonomy places the organism in Eukaryota, Fungi, Ascomycota, Xylonomycetes, Xylonales, Xylonaceae.
CUUUGGCAUCAUUCACGGUUUAUUUUUGCUUAGUCAACGGCUUGGUGAGCGAUUCAGCCGGAUCCGUCGGCAGAACUAUACCGCAUUUGGAUAAGCCCUAGCCGUCCUGGAGUGCUCCAAGACACACGAUGACUACACUCUCCGUCGUCUUACCGGUUGUCUUCAGCUGCCUAUUCAUUUGCAUCGCUGUUAUUUCUUUCUGCAUCUGUGCCAGCAAUCCAGAAUUGCUUGUCACGCGUUACUACGACGAAGAGAAAGUCGAGAACGCGGGCGUUGUUGAGAGUGCAGCCAGAGUCGAAUCCGCAGGCGGUGACGCAGGACCCGCAGAGCCGCAGCCGGUUGACCAACCCCCUCCACCUGCCGAACGAGAAGCACCAGAGGAUUCAGCACCACCACCGCCUCCUCCCGCAGCGGCAGAGACAUCACCAUCACCAUCACCACCAGAAGGGGCUACCGCCGAAGCUGGACCCGAAGUUGAAACGGCUGCAGCAGAGGGCGGACCCAAAGAAAGCGAUCCAGCAGUUGAGCAGGAGGAAGCGCCAACUGCAGCCGCAGACGCUGAAGCAAAGCCUGAAGCUGAAGCGACCGAGGGACAACCUUCGACGGAAAAGGAUUGAAGAGACGCGCGAAAGCAUCAGGAAAAGGAUUUUAGUGGAAUACAGCAGGCAGACCCAGCUUUUGCUCCCGUGAAUCACUCGUUUACCCCUGUCGAAACGCCCCCAGCCGAUCCGCAAGGCAUUGACAUCAUAUCCUGCGAGCGAAGUAUUACAGACGCGUUGAACCACCUCCUUUUCCACGGAUCGCAACGCAUUCCUUCAAUCUAUCCUUAGAGAUGUCUUCCUAUAGACAACGGUAUGUCAAUUCGGUUCCAUCGAUGACAUCGUGUAACCGGGGAUAAAACUGAUUCAUCUUUCAGAAAUACGGCCGCGGCCCUUACAACCCUAGCGAUAAUUUACAAUGCCGUUUCGGCUUAUCUUCUCUACCAACUCCCCGAUGACCCAUACCAUCUUGCUUCCAAUUUCUCUCUUUAUGCAUCAUUCGCUGGGCUUUUGAGCAUUCUUGGCUUAGUCGGAGUUGUCAAGGUAAGCUAUCAUCAUCA